Messenger RNA from Cloeon dipterum, 2156 nucleotides. RefSeq lists its product as uncharacterized. The record is from RefSeq and is a predicted model, not a curated record. The transcript has 9 exons. Gene Ontology annotation, molecular function: protein binding. Bases 154 to 1719 code for a protein of 521 amino acids. NCBI's taxonomy places the organism in Eukaryota, Metazoa, Arthropoda, Insecta, Ephemeroptera, Baetidae.
UGCACUGCUGCACGAUUUAGUUGCAAACUUUUUAAAGGUCACACUCAAAACAAGCGGCGCCGUCUUGAUUUUCAAGUCUCUUCACGCUCGAGAGGGUCACCAGAAAACAAAGCUCUGUGUGUAUCGCAAACUUUGCCGCUAUUUAACCUGAAAAUGAAGCGUAGCAGCUCGGACACGGUCGAUGAAAUUCCUUGGACCGAUGUGCAGCAGGAACCGGCAAAGAAGCCCAAACCUGACAAUGUCUGCAGCGCCAUGGAACCGGUUGGCGUGUCGGAAGUCGAGAACGGUCAAAAAAACGGCGGUGAAAAUGGACACCACAACGGAGACUCUGGAGAAAGCAACGGCACUCAACAGGAAAACGGGUUUUCUAGCCUGGAAGAAAGCAACCCUUCGUUGACAGAGGUGGAGAACGGUGCGGGGGACCUGUUGUAUACUGAGGUCAUAGAAACCACCACGGAAGCCGUAGAAGAAACUGACAAGGUUGACUGGGUUGAGAUAUUAGACGCUGGUGAAGAAUGUGAGAAAAAUGAAGAAAAUUCCCAGUUGGAUGAGGAUGAAUCCAUGGACUUGCGGGUCUCGGAGGAAAAAGAAUCUGAAUCAGAAGGGACAGCGGAUUCAAAGUCCUUUUUCAAACUGCCACCAAAAGAGGGAACAUGGGAACAACGUUUGAUCUCUAUUCAUGAACUGCCAGGCCACUCAUUCAAAAUCAACGCUGUUGACAUGGUUGGCAACAUCCUUGUCUCCGCUAGUGACGACACAACUGUCAAGGCCUGGAACUUGGAGACAAAAGCGGAAAUCUGCACAUUCAGUGGCCACAAAGAGCCUGUCACUGCUGUCCAAAUUUUGGAUUUGGCUGCUUCAAGAGAAUUGUCCGAGGAUGGCCAUGUAGUCAUCAGUGGCUCCACAGACUGUUAUAUUAAAAUCUGGCUUGCUCCCUCAGGCAAGGAAAUCAAGUCCAUCUACACUUACAACCCAAUAAGUUGUGUUGCCUACAUCCCUUCUGAGGCAUUGAUUGUGACUGGCACAGAUGGAGGAAAACUUGAACUCUUUGACGCCAAAACAGGCAAACCUCUCCACUCAGAGCUUCCGUUUGAUCUUCCUGUUGUCUCAAUGAAGGUGUGUGGUGACAUGAUAAUUUGUGGAGACCCUCAAGGGCGGCUGCAAGUGUGGAUCUUGAGGGAGAGGAAGCUAAUCUUCAAGCGCACCAGCAACUCCAUGGAGACCUCUCGACUCAGCUUGGCUGGCAUUGACUUCUAUGGCUCCAGCAACAUAAUCGCAGGAUUGCUUUCCGGCAGCAUCAAGAAGAUGAGCUGGACAAAUGGAUCUGUCGUGAAAAUGAGGAGAGGAAAUAAAGACCGGGUUGACGCGCUGCAAGUAGUGAACGAGCUCAUGGUGUACACAACCUCCACAAAAGACAAGUCUUAUCUGCACUUCUACAACCUGCCGUCUAACAUCUACCUGGGAAGCGCUGAAGGACAUUGCCAGAUGACAAACGUGGCUGCUGUUCGCAAGGAUGGCCACUGGCACAUCGCCACUGGAGGCGAGAAGCUGCAACUCUGGGUGUGCAAUGGACUGGAACAGCAACAGAAAAGAGAUGGAAUGGUCGAGAUGUUCCUGCAGCCCCAAUCGGAAUCUCAAGUUGAUGAAUCUGACAGUGAGGAAGAAGAGGAUGAGGUGGUCAAAGAUGAGAAGUCUAACAGCUGGUGUAGUGUGAUGUAAAACACCAGUUGGAGCAGGCAUAGGUUAUACAUUAUCCCAUUCCUUGCUGGUAACUAGUGGAACACUCGAGACAAAUCUAAAAUACAUUGAUGCAAAUUUUGUGUCAAUUGACUUCCUGAUAAGUAUUCAGCCUGCAGCGCAACAUCUUCAGAAUGAAUUAAUUUUGCACCUCAAAGGUUUUGUUAUGUGUUGCAUGGCCACAUUUUAUCCUGUAUAUCACUACCUUUAAGGACUUGAAAAUGGAAUUUAGAAAUAUCCAGUGAUUUUAUGAAUCAAUGAUUUGGUGGCAAUCUGCUAUUGUUUUGUGUUUUCUUUUAGUAUGAAAUGCUCUCUUUAUGUAAUACACUUAUUUCUAGGUGAGCUAUUGUAAAGCCAACUUGAUUGGCGGUUCUCAUUUAUACAAACUCAAAGAAAUAAAAUACUCCAAUUCUUAUGUA